CAUUCAACUUAAUAUAAGAUUAGGCUGUAAUGUAAACGUUUGAUCAUAUAAACUAAUGUUAAUUUAAUAUUUAUAUCGAUAAUAACUAUUACGAUAAUAACAGUAAUAAUUACACUUUAAUUUGUAUUGUUUUCUAUUACUUUUUAGCUUCAAAUUUGGAUAUCAUCCGUAGUAAUUGAACAAUAGAGGCCAGGAGUUAAAUCCCAUUCAAAUUGCCAAUAUCCUGAAGGGAUAUAACAAAUAAAUAUCCGGAUUAUCAAAAGAAUGUGCAGCCAGGCGUUGAUAUCGCUGAAAAGACAGGACAACAACCAGCCCUGGGGUUUCAGGUUGAAGGGUGGGGCCGACCAGGGCCUGCAGCUUUUCAUCGAACAUAUACAGCCGAACGGGCGCGCAAGUUAUGCGGGGUUGCGAGCCGGGGAUCUGGUGCUAUCAAUCUGCGGCGUGCCCACUGCCAACCUAACCCAUGCCCAGGUCAAGGGUGAAAUUUUGAGAGCCGGUAAUGAUAUUGAUCUCGUUAUACAAAGGAAUGGCGAAGUUAGUGUAUCGAGUCAUGGUGAAGCCGAACCCGGUAACGAGCCAAGAUCGGUCAUCGACGAAAAACCGUUACCGAAAUUAGGCGGUCCCCGUUUCAAACCGGUUCAACAAAAAACCUUCCAAGUGUUAGAAGAACAACUGCAGCCAGCCGCUAGCAGUGCUGGUGGUGGUGCCUCGCCCGACGCACACGUGGCAGAUGCUCCAAGACCGGCCUCAAUUUUCGAUCGCAAAAAGCAAGAGAGGUCAGACUACUUAGUGGCCAAGGGCAACACAAUUC
Helobdella robusta is the source of this 811-nucleotide messenger RNA. RefSeq lists its product as hypothetical. Gene Ontology annotation, biological process: muscle structure development; actin cytoskeleton organization. Lineage: Eukaryota; Metazoa; Annelida; Clitellata; Rhynchobdellida; Glossiphoniidae. The record is from RefSeq and is a predicted model, not a curated record. Gene Ontology annotation, cellular component: Z disc; filamentous actin; adherens junction. Gene Ontology annotation, molecular function: actin binding; muscle alpha-actinin binding. The annotation marks the transcript as partial. The transcript has 7 exons.